Molecule: messenger RNA, 469 nt
Organism: Ipomoea nil (Japanese morning glory)
Lineage: Eukaryota; Viridiplantae; Streptophyta; Magnoliopsida; Solanales; Convolvulaceae
Product: cinnamoyl-CoA reductase 1-like
Exons: 3
Coding region: 173-469 (98 amino acids)
Source: RefSeq, a predicted model, not a curated record
GUAUGCACUUUCCAAGACCUUGGCAGAGGAAGUUGCACAGAGAUUCACAAAAGAGAAUGGGAUUGAAUUGGUGACACUGCAUCCAGGGUUAGUCAUUGGUCCUAUCUUGCAUCCAACUCUUAGUUUCUCAUCGGAUGCAAUUUUUAACAUUAUAAAAGAAGGAAAGGAAGCAAUGGCUAACGGAAUAUAUAGGUUGGUUGAUGUUAGAGAUGUCGCACUUGCACAUAUCAAAGCAUUUGAGAAUCCUUCGGCUAGCAGGAGAUACUGUUUGGUUGAGGUAGUAGCGUACUCUUAUGUGGCUCUCAACAUUGUACACAAGCUUUUCCCUUCUCUUCGGAUUCCUGACAAAGGAAAACAGGAGUUGCCUUUCGUCGCACCCUAUCAAGUCUCCUGGGAAAGGGCGGAAGCAUUGGGCGUUAGUUUCACGCCCCUCCGAAAUCACCCUCAAAGACACUGUGGAAAGUUUUAG